Messenger RNA from Drosophila yakuba, 485 nucleotides. Its product is annotated as protein dpy-30 homolog. The transcript has a single exon. The record is from RefSeq and is a predicted model, not a curated record. The coding region runs from base 74 to 409 and encodes 111 amino acids. NCBI's taxonomy places the organism in Eukaryota, Metazoa, Arthropoda, Insecta, Diptera, Drosophilidae.
AAAGUAACCGCUGUGUAAUCUGUUUUUAUGUAUAUCAUUUUAAUUUCCAUGUUUAAGCAGAUACCUUAUUAAAAUGUCAUCCAAUAAAAAAGUUAGUCCCCGCAAGAAGAACCCAUCUGCCAUUAUAUCGAUCCUCUGUCCAGAUGCCGAUAAGCCGAAGAAGGAACAUAAGCCCAAGAAAGAAUCCGAGUCCGAUGGCCUUGAGGCCAAGGAAUGUCCCCGAACUAAAAACUUUAGGUCACCAGCAGACAGGCGAGUAUAUCUGGAACAGGAAGUGGUUCCCAUUCUAAUGGAGGGUAUGUUGGGACUGGCCCGCGAGAUGCCCCGCGAUCCCAUCGGUUAUCUGCAGAAGUUUUGGCUUGAAGACAAGCACAAGUGUGAUAUUCGAUUGCCGCAGAAUAUUCUUUAAUAACGUCUUUGGUACUACCCAAUCAAAUUUCAAAUUGUCAGCUAAUUAAAUGUUUCUGGUUUGAUGUUAAGGUUUA